GUGACGAUCUGUAAGGUGGAGUUGGAACGCAGGAGCACCGCCUCAGUCGGCACUUAACUAUACAGAGGAUAUACCAUCAACCCUGUCGAUUAUACAUUUAUCUUGCUGUUCGACAAGUCAAACGCAUAAAAAGUCGACAGUGGAUAGUUUUGAAAGGGAAAUAAAAACAAAACAAAAUGGCCACUGAACAUAUCACAAAGUCACUAAUGAUCACGUGACAGCACAUCCUGUGCAGACCAUUCAGAGAAUGGACUGGGAUUCCUUUUCCAAAAUGGCUGACAUCUUUCCCCUCGCACCUUUGAAUUGCUCCCCAUUGGCCAACUGCUCUCGCAGGAACCUGUCCUUGCCAAACUUCGGGGAAGAAUGCCAAAGCCACCUUCCCAUGUUCUUUGUGAUGGCCGUGGCCUACAGUGCUGUGGCCCUCCUCGGCGUGAUCGGGAACCUGGCCCUGGUCCUCAUCAUCGCCCGGCAGAAGGAGAUGCACAACGUCACCAACAUCCUCAUCGCCAACCUGUCCGUCUCCGACCUGCUGGUCUCGGUGGUCUGCCUGCCGUUCACCCUGGUCUACACCUUCAUGGACCACUGGGUCUUCGGCGAGGCCAUGUGCAAGCUCAACAGCAUGGUGCAGUGCUUCUCCGUGUCUGUCUCCAUCUUCUCCCUGGUGCUCAUCGCGGUGGAGAGGCACCAGCUCAUCGUGAACCCGCGCGGCUGGAGGCCCAACAACCUCCACGCCUACGUCAGCAUCGCGGUGAUCUGGUUGCUGGCCGGAUGCACGGCCCUGCCCUUCAUGUUCUUCUCCCUGGUGACGGACGACCCGCUCAAGUUGCUGCCGCACUUCCAGGAGCAGUACAGCGGGAAGGUGGUGUGCCUGGAGAACUGGCCCUCCCGCACCUUCAGGCUGGCCUACACCACCUGCAUGCUGCUCAUCCAGUACGUGGGGCCGCUGUGCUUCAUCUUCAUCUGCUACUUCAAGAUAUACACUCGACUGAAAAAGAGGAGCAACAUGAUGGACAAGAUGCGGGAGAGCAAGUACCGGUCGAGCGAGACCAAGAGGAUCAACGUCAUGCUCUUCUCCAUCGUGGUGGCCUUCGCCGUCUGCUGGCUCCCGCUCAACAUCUUCAACGCCAUCAUCGACUGGAACCACGAGGCGGCCAUGAACUGCAACCACAACCCCCUCUUCUCGCUGUGCCACCUGACCGCCAUGGCGUCGGUGUGCGUCAACCCGCUCUUCUACGGCUUCCUGAACCGCAACUUCCAGCGGGACCUGCACGUGGUGUUUCGCAUGUGCAAGCUGAGCACACGCCGCCCGGAGGAGUACGACACCGUCGCCAUGUCCACCGUGCACACCGACAUCUCCAAGACCUCCCUGAGGCCCCCCGGCAGCCCCGACCUCUGACCUCCGACCCCCCUGCCCCGUGUCGAAUGAAAACCGCGCUGUUUAGCCCAAUGCCACUUACAGUUCAUUAGACUAAGCAGGGGGAAAUCCCCCCCAGGAGCAAUGUGGGGUUAAGGACUUUGCUCAAGGGCCCAGCAGCUGUGCGGAUCUUUUCGUGGCUACACCGGGGCUUGAGUUGCCAACCGUCCGGGGUCCCACUCAUGGAGCCGGUAGGCUACAGGCUGCCCCUUGUAAAAGACUGGGGGCCUAAUAUGUCUGACUUCUGAAUGUCUGCUUUUUAAAAGAAAUCACCAAGUGGGUAUUGUGUAAGCGCUCGACCGAUUGGUGUGAGUAACGUGAAAAUGUCUGUGUGUCGGCAAGGUUCGUGGAGCAGAAGGUUCUGUGUGGCUUUAGCAGCUGUGUUUCUCAGCAACUCGCUUUACUUGCAUGCUAUAUUACCUAGAAGCCAUCGCUUCUUCUGAUCGUCUAGUACCAAAGUGCCAAAACUAAACUAAUGUGACAAGACCUGUCGCCGGUUGCACGAAGCAUCUGAGUUUUUCCUCUUACAUUUCGACCAGUGGUCUACCAUCCUGCAGACUCUGGUCCUAUGUUUCACUGUAGAAUCAGCAGUCAAUUCAGAUCCACGAAACCAGGAGAGGCGAAUUACCUGUGUAACGGACUGCCUACGUAGAUCAACGAAGUGAAUAAAAACCAUCGGACCCUGUACCUCUCCAGGGCCAGGUUUAUUGACCCCUGAUCUACACCAGUAGUAAAGUAAGAAAAACCUGAUGUAAGUGCAGUGAUCACUGUGAUCACUGAUCAGGACACAGUGCUGUAGGAGGUGCAGUCUUCUGAAUGAGACAAUCCUGCAUGAAUGGGGUGAUAAACCCUUUAAGGUGUGAGAUCACAAAUGUGUGAUUAGAAUGUUUUUAAUCGAACAUUCUAAUGCUGAUGUCACAAUCACUACUGGCAAUGGAGGUCUAGAACACUGACAUUGAAUUUAGAAAAACAUUUUUUUUUUUAAACCCACCUUUUCUUCAGAGGGCUAAAGAUCCAUUGGUAUUCCUCUAAAAUGUAGGGGUUUAGAUCAUGGUGUUCUGACGGUUUCCAGAAUUACAUUUGCGUAGCCCGGCCGCCUAAUCACCUGUACAGUUCAUCGGCAGCAAAAUCCCAUGUAUUUGUCACUUCUGUUUUCUCAGGUCAUUACUGUAAAAGAGACAUUGAGUUCUUGCUUGACAUUCUGCUUAAAUAAACUAUAUGUGAAAACCACACGGUUAGGUGUCCAUAUUGUAAUUAACAGUGGUAAAAAAGUGGUGUAUAUAUAUUUUUUAUUAGUCUGUUUUACUGCUGUUAAUAUUUAUUAAAUGUGUUGAUGAAGGUUAAUAAUAACAGUGAUCUUGGCAGACUCUAGACAUAACGCCUUAUUGUAUGGGGAGAGACCUGUGAAUGCACCUAACCCCACUCUUCACUUGAUCACCAAGGCCUUUCACCUUUUACAUUCCGCAUCUUUUCAUGCCUUCGCUAUGACUUCCUUUGAGCAUUGCAUGUCAUUGUCCUACAUAGAGCCAUUGUACACUCAGACUGAAAGAGGGAUUCAAUAACCAUGCAAAUCAGUCCCUUGUGUAGACAAUUACGGUUACAGCAAUGCCAUUUAAUGGGAUUCAAUGCUUGGUCACCCCACUGUAACAGAAUACAUUAAAUGGACAUGUUUUUUUAUAUAACAUAGAAUGGCACAUAUGUGGAUCCAUACUGAAUGUAGGGUUAUCUCUGCAAGUUGUCCUCAGGCUAUUGUUGGACAGUGAAUAGGUGUACCUGUGUAGUUGUGAUGAUAGGUUAGAUCAGUCUGCUGAACAGUAAAACAACACCAAAGGUUUGCAUUGGUCACGUCACGUGCUCUUAUUGAUGAUCCAUUCUGUGGACUGUGAAGUUCAGUUCAGCUUUACUUGAAUCGUUUCUGAAGUGGUCGAUAUUGUUUGUGACUUUUCUUGCAGUUUACAGUCAUGCCAAUGUCAUCCACAUUAUUGUUUGAUUAUUGUUUUUAAUUAAUGUCUUAAUUAUAUUUGAAAUGGUAGCAUAUCUGUUAUAUAAAAAAAGAUUCAACGUUGCAAUUUAUGUCAGUGAAUUAUAAACUAAAAAUAGUUCUAUGUAUGUUGAUAUAUUGUAAUAUAUUGUAUGUACAUAUGCAGAAUACAUUAUUGUAGGCCACUUAGAAUUUAAGUAUUGCCUUAUGAGAAACAUCAGAAAUAUUAUGGAAUGCUCAAUGUCUUCUAGGUUUCGGUACACAGUUUUACAGUUGAGUGGUUUUUGAGAUUAAGGGCAGAGCCGUGUGUUACAUGACAAAACAGGCGCUUAGGAGACGCGGUUACACAAGCGUGACCGUCGUCUAAAAAGACUUCUUUCCCUGACCGGGAAUCGAACCCGGGCCGCGGCGGUGAGAGCGCCGAAUCCUAACCACUAGACCACCAGGGAACGGACUUCACAAUCAUAAAAUAUUCCAUUGCAAUAUUGAAACGUAUGGUAUAGCUUAAUUUGUUGACUGAGCCAAAACCAUUUAAGAUAUGACAUGGUCUACCAUUUCCUAAUAUACCUAUAUACAGUACAGUUUUGUGUUUAUUGUGCUAAAAGUGAUAAAAUGAUUUUGAUAUUGCAAAUGCCAGGGAAUGUGUUAGUCCUGUGGAGCAGGGGAAAUUUUGAUUAAUGCAGAAGUCGGUGCGUAAAUGUACACUGUUAAAAUGGUUCUGCCCUCUCAUAUUUGUGUUCGGGAAACAUGUAAGCAAGGUGGGAACACAUGGCAACAUGUUAUUUAAAUAACACUACUGUGCUAGCAAGCUGACAGAAACAGAAGUUCAGGCGCUCUUCAAAGACACUCACAGCUGCUCCAAGAACCUCACAGAAAUACAAAAAAGCGUGUUUCCCAGCAUGCAGUGCUGUAACAACCUGCACACUGACUCUCUUCUCUGUGGAUUGCAGUUACCGGCAGCAUCAAUGUGUGUCUGUGUAAAGAUAAAACAGGUCUAAUAACACGAGUCAUUUGCAUAAUUAUAUAUUACCGUUUUCUUUUGGUAGUUGCCAAGUGGUCAUGAGGUCUUGCAUGUCUCCCAGCACAAUUUUAAAGUAUAUAAGUAGUUAUUCAGCGAUAUGUUGGGUAAGGAUGUGAGUUGAAUGAUGGGAUUUGCAGUCCAUAGAGGAGUGGACUACACUACGCGUGGGCCCUGCCAUGUUUUAGGUCAGUGCAAUACGAGUUGUGCUUAUAUUGCAGAGCUUUCUCAUCAUACAGUAAUUGUCAGUCAUCUUUCUGCCUGGUCAUUCCAUAGAGACAUCCCUGUUUUCAUAAAUGGAAUGAUGCUGCAAUAUAGUGAAAUUAAAUACUAAGAUAUUGCAACAUUUCACAAGAUGUGAGCAAAGACGCAUUAAUAGCCGAUUUGUUGUUGAUCUUACUGGCCAGUUCUUUCUCAGCUGGGUCAGAGUACAGAAAAGCUUCACCUGCCUUUACUCUCUUUAAGGAGAGUUCAAAUCAUUUCCAUCAACCAUUAAGCCAAGGAUUAUAUUACAAAUAUGAAAAACAUUGCUGAAUGUUUAUGUUUUAUUGAGCAGUAGCCGAAUACAGUGGUCAUAUUCUCUGUUGGUCUCAGAGGACAUAUUGUGCUAUGAACUUCUGCCUUAUUAAAAUGCCUAAUUUGCCUUUUUGUUAGAGGCUGUCACGUUAGAAUCAAUCCAUUUGAGUGUAGUUCACAGUUGUUUAUAUGGUCCAUUCCUUUGGGCAUUACUCUGCAGUCUUAUUGAUCUGUGUAGAACGAAGAAAGCGAUAAGAACAACACCAACUGUGCUGAAUAAUAAAAAUAUAUGAGUAUUUCUUGGUACAAACAAUAUGUGAUAAAGAUUUUCUCCAAAAUAAUAUCUUAAUAUUCCAUUUUAUAGUCAGUAUGUUUAUGGUCAGAAACAUCUUAAUGUCUUAAUCGCUUAUGUAAAUCGCCGUUGAGAAGAGCUUCUGCUAAUCGCCUAAAGGUAGUGCAUAUGUAAAUGAAUGGCUUCAUAUAGCAGAAAAAAAUAACAGGUAACCUUAUACAUAAAUGUAUAUUCUACUAUACUCACAACUGACAAUAUAAUAUGUAUUAUUAUUACCUGUGAUUAUUAGAAUAUGAUUGGUUAUGUUACUGCAAAUGUAAUCAUCGCUUUGAAAACCUGUAUUUUCUAAAUAUAAAAUGUAAGUACAUCUUUGCUUGCAUUUAUAAACAUUGUGCUGAUCACAUGUGGACAAUGCGUGAACAGUGUUCCUCCCUGGUGAAACGAAACGCAUGCUUCAGCAAAGUAAUUUUUAUUUAAAGCAAAUUAAUUUUCAAAAAUGAGUUCAAUCAAAUAUCACUUACCAUUCCAGUCUGGGUUUUCACCGGGGGGUAAAUUACUGAUACUGUAGAUACAUUCAUUUGUAUUAAUUUGUACAUAUAUUCUAUAGUGACGCCACACGCAUUAUGCACAACUGGCUGAUUUUCAACAGUGUGCAUUUUUUUUAAAUUACAUAAUUAAAAUGAAUAGUCGUUCAAUUCUAUUCGCGUACGUAGUUACUGUAUGUUAUUUUCAGACACAAUUAUUUUCUAUGAUUCUUUGUUCAUACAUACAGUAUGUGCUGCUGAUCGUGUUGUAUUACUGAUUGUUUUGAGUCUGGGUUUAUUACACCGAUAUUGAUAUGUUACUGUAUAAUAAAUGCAUCUCUGUUUACCAAAA
Molecule: messenger RNA, 6097 nt
Organism: Conger conger (European conger)
Lineage: Eukaryota; Metazoa; Chordata; Actinopteri; Anguilliformes; Congridae
Product: neuropeptide Y receptor type 1-like
Exons: 3
Coding region: 248-1396 (382 amino acids)
Biological process (GO): G protein-coupled receptor signaling pathway
Cellular component (GO): neuron projection; plasma membrane
Molecular function (GO): neuropeptide binding; neuropeptide Y receptor activity
Source: RefSeq, a predicted model, not a curated record